UAAAUAAAAAGGCAAAAAAAAUUAAUGUUUACAAGAUAUGUCUUUUUUUUUAACUUUCAAGCUACUUAUAUAAUUGUAUUUAGUAUGAAUGUUUGUAAACAGUAUAUAGUUGGUUUUUUUAACUCUCUUUGUCAAGUUUUGUCCUUUAAUUGUGUAUUUAGAACUUUUGUAUCUAAUGCAAUUGUAGAUAUGCUAAGAGCUUAUGUCUGCCAUUUUGUUUUUUUGUUUUCUCUUUUUCAUUUCUCUGUUUUCUUUUUGUUUAGGUUACUUGAACAUUUGUAUGAUUCCAUUUUUAUUUACCUAUAAAGUUUUUGAAUAUAUCUCUUUGUAUGGGUUUUUUAGUGUCUACUGUAGGUACUGCACUAUGUAUACCUAAUUUUUUGCAAUCUGCUGAUGUGGUCAUCUCCCCAGUUUGAGGGAUUAUAAAACCUUACCUUCCUUUACAUCCUUUGACCUCCCCUAUUUAUGAUUCUCUUCAAUAUUUCUUCUACAUAUAUUUAAGCCAUAUAAGUGUUAUGAAUUUGUUUCAACCACCAACCAUAAUUUAGAAAACUUGAGAGAAGAAAAAAGUCUAUUAUAUUUACCCAUAUUUUUGCUUACCAUUUUGCCAGGACAUUUUGAGUAUUUAUUACGAGACUCUGAAUCUUAUUUAAACCCGCCGUCUUAGCUGGCUUCCUUUAACACUGCUCCUGCAGAGAAGGGGAAUGGGAGGGCCGCUUCAUUGCUGCCAAGAGAAGGCGGACGUCCAGGCUCCCCGCAGUGUCUCCAGUAUCAUCAAGACAGGGUGGGAUGGGAGACUUCCUCUUUGCUCUGCGGGGAUGAACGUCCUGGCUCCCCACUAGGCCUUCUCUAAUACCACCCCAGCAGGUGGGUUGGGAACCUGUUAUAGCUGCUGAGGGGAAAAUCUAAGUUUCCCCGUGAAGCUUUACUGCUGUGAGUGGAGGUGGGACCACAGUUUUUCCUUCAGUGUUGGCUGGAGUAGACGGGCUAUUGUCUAAAAGUCUUGCUAGACUGGCAUUUUCUUGGUCCUUUGACGAAUGAGAGCAGACUUCUGUGCAGGACCUUUUGUCUAUGCCUCUUGGCAUUUCAGUGUUGCAUCUGCAGCUCUAAAUUGGGGGUGCGUGAGGCCAAAAGAAAACCCAGUGAACUCAGGUACCUAGCUGGUAGCUAGCUGGUCUACCUUCUCUUCUCCAUUUCUUGCUAUCUUAUGUUUCUUUCAUAAAUAAUGUGCAGGGUUUUUAGCUAUACUUAGUAGGAAGAAUAAGGAAAAGCAAAUCUACCCUAUCUCCUAGACCCAGAAUUUCCUGAUUUAUUCUUUCCUGUAUGGUUGAGCCAGAGUUUUUGUUUGGCUAUGGUUUACAAGGUGUGCUUUUAAUUGUUUUGUUUUGCUUUUAUCAUUUUCAAGAUUGGCUACUUAAUAGAAUUUUUCCUUAUCCUCAAUAUUUUUUAAAAAAUUAUUAAUAUAAAGACACAUGCUUGUGAGAAUCUUUUAAUAUUUAUUUUGUUUGUAUUUAGGGACGCUUUCAGUGCAAGUCAUGUCUUCCUUUAGGUCAGAGAUGUUUCUUCUUCUGGGUCUUCUUUGAAUGUUGUUUUUCUUCUGUCCUUUGUUACAUUAUUCUGGAAUGCCUAUUAAAUUGAUUUUUAUUUCCUGCACUUUACUUCAUAAUUCUUCUACGUUAUUUUUGUCUCUUCAGUAACUUAAACAUAGUUUCUCCAAUGUGUAUUCUAAAUCACUAGUUCACUUUCCCUAAGUUUCUAGUACUGGGCUCUGUAACCUCUUCAUUUGAUAUCCCGAUUUCUGCCCAGGUGGUCUUUUCUGACCUAAGACUGUCAUCUUCAUGACUGCUUAUUUGAUUUUUAAAAUCUUACAAGGGAUUUAUUGAGGAUAUAUAUUAAAACAAUUCAGUUCUCUCCAGCUUUUCGCAGACUCUGUUUUGAGAAGGGGAACAACGACUCUACUGUCUUAGAUUCACCCCAUCAAUCGAAGCCGUGGUGCCUUCAUAUCUCACAUGACUUCUCUGUUGCUUAUUUUGAAACACAUAGGGCUGGCUUGUCUAGUAAUGACACUGGGAGAGUUUCUAAUUGAGAUGCUGUAUUUGCUGCAUCAUUGAUCCAUUUAUUAUUUUUUAAAAAUGUGUUUUGUUUUUCUGAAGUUGAGUUAAAAGCUGUAAUUGGCUUUUCUAAUUUUUAAUGAUUCAGAGAAACCUUAGAUCAGUAUGAUUUGGUAAGACUGAUUUUCUCUUCCUGCAUAGAUGUUUUGGAAUUUUAUUUUAAAUAUAACCUAGAAAUUCAAAUUAUUCACCAUGAUCUGACUAGUAUUUGGUCUCUCUUCAUUAUUUAGCCACUCUAUUGCUUGAAAAUGGAUUUUAGGUGAAAACAGAUAGCAUUGAAGAAUGCGAGUGCCACCUGGUCUUGCCGAUCCCAGGCAUACAGCUUCUGACACCUCCCAGCCCCACCCGCUACCAUCCGUUCUCUUAACAGUGUCAGCGUGAUCUUUCUACAGGGCUUGUAUGACAGUGUCACUCCCCUGCUUCAAAUGUGCAGGUGGCGCUCUUUCUAUAGGACAAGGUCUGAAUUCCUCAGCACAGAAUCAAAGUCCUUGGACCUAGUGUAUCCACAACAUUGAUCAUGUCCUUGUUUCUCUUUUAUUUGUGUCAAUUCUGGGGUUGUUCACUGUUCCUAAUAACGUCUUACUUCUGUCAUUAAACUUGUUUUGCUCUUUCUGUAGUUCUCUAACCAUAUCUAAUUCCUUUUUCAUUUAUCCCAGCCUCUUUGGCCCAUAUCGUUUUCCAACUUCAUCUCAUAAUGUCCCCAUUAGAAUUCAUUACAUUAAAUGUAGCAAAAUAACAGAAGAGCCUUUUGAUAAUUGGUUACAAAUUAGAAACAAAUGAUGUCAACGCUGCUGUCUCCUUUCUUCUCUCUUCACUGCGAUUUUGUAAAACUUCCAGUUGAAAUUCUCUUCAGUAUUUAUAAGAUAAUCUUCAGAUCAAGUCAGAGCAGUUCAGUGAAGUAGUUUAAUAGAAAUCAGAGGACUUUGGAAUCCAAUAGAUGUGGUUUGAAUUCCAGAUAAGCACUUUAAUUGUUUCAUAACUUCUCAGAGAUCCGUUUCCUCACCUGUAAAAUGCACGUACACAAGGACAACGUACAGGUGUGAUUUAACACAAUGUAUGCUAGCUCCUUAUUCACCUCCUAAAUUCUAGCCAGACAAACAAGAUUUGUGAAGGGUAGAAAAGUUAUCCUAAUUACAAAUAUACUUCUAAAGUUCUGAUAAAUUCACACAUGUGUGUUCUAUAAUAAAAUCAUGAACACUGGAUUUGUUUCUCAAAAGUAUAGAUGUUUUCAGGAAUAUCUCUGUCUCCCAGAACAGGCCCUGUGGUGACCCCUUGAGGGGCACAUGGCUCUCACUAGGCAUGGCCUCUUUGUAUGGAUUAAGGGACAGAUAGAGACAUAUCAGUCCUUCCAAAAGCUAACGUAGGUCCAUUUCAGGGCAUAGGCUGUGGCCAUUCUUCCUUGUGUUUUUAUCAGUAGACCACACAAGGCCCUUCCUCUCCCACUGAGAUCCUGAUCUUGCCUCUUUCACUAACACUGCGAAGGAGUCUGAAAAACAAAUCCAGAAUCUGACUCUUCCAGUUAAGAAUCUCGCUCCAUCACCACAGCUGGGGAUUCCUUCCCGUACCGUUUCUAUGGCUGAAGGCAACUGGACAAGAGUUGGUGCAUUUAUCCUCACGAGUUUCUCUUCCCUCCCUCCUGGAGUACAGUCCUUUCUCUUCCUGACAUUUCUGUCCGUCUACCUGGUCACCCUGAUGGGGAACGGCCUCAUCAUCCUGGUUACCUGGGCUGACCCCAUGCUGCACAGCCCCAUGUACUUCUUCCUCAGGAACUUGUCCUUCUUGGAGAUUGGCUUCAACCUGGUCAUUGUGCCCAAGAUGCUGGGGACCCUGAUGGCCCAGGACACAGCCAUCUCCUUUCUUGGCUGUGCCGCUCAGAUGUAUUUCUUCUUCUUCUUUGGGGUUUCGGAAUGCUUCCUCCUGGCCACCAUGGCCUAUGACCGCUAUGUAGCCAUCUGCCAUCCCUUGCGCUACCCGGUCAUCAUGAACCCAAGGACACGGGCCAGACUGGGUUGCUCCUGGUUUCCAGGCGUUCCUGUAGCUACGGUGCAGACCACGUGGCUCUUCAGCUUUCCAUUCUGUGGCACCAACAAGGUGAACCACUUCUUCUGUGACAGCCCAGCGGUGCUCAGGCUGGUCUGUGCAGACACAGCAUUCUUUGAGAUCUAUGCAAUUGUUGGAACCGUUCUCGUUGUCAUGAUACCCUGCCUGCUGAUCCUUUGCUCCUACACUCGCAUUGCCGCUGCCAUCGUCAGGAUUCCGUCGGCCAAAGGGAGGCACAAAGCCUUCUCUACCUGCUCCUCCCACCUUCUUGUUGUCUCCCUUUUCUAUGUAUCUUCAAGCCUCACCUACUUCCGGCCCAAGUCCACUAAUUCCCCUGAAAGCAAGAAGGUGCUGUCCCUGUCCUACACUGUUGUGACCCCCAUGUUGAACCCCAUCAUCUAUAGCCUGAGAAAUAAUGAGGUCAAGAAUGCUCUUGGCCGGACCUUCCGCAAGGCCCUAGACCUUAGAAGCUGCAUCCCAUAGACAUUAAGAAAUAAGACCAAAGUUUAUUAAAUGAAGGACAGUCUGUUUCAUAUUUGGGACUCCUCUGCCUUGUUUCCCAUCUUCACUGUGAUGAAACCCAGCUGCUGAAAUGACUAUUGCAAAACUCAACGGGGGAAAAAAAAAAAUCCAGGAUAGAGGUGGUUUAGGGUGGUUUAGUCCCAACACUACCACCUAGAAACUUCCUUUGCUUGCUUAUUGUAGACUUGCACUGUUUUUCUUAUUGGCAUUUCAACACUUCUGUGGCCCAGCAAUUCCAGAGAGUAACAUUCCUGUGUCCACACUGUGAACAGAAUAAAACUGCUUUUAAUCUUAACGUGGGAACACACGUAGUAAAGGAAGCAAAACUCAUGAAAAAUCACCUUUUCGCUUUGUCUUUCUUUGGGCAAAUCUGACUCCAUUCAUCAGAGAGGAAACCCUGUGAGUCCUCCCAGUGCAUAGCUCUCCUCACUGCCUUAUUUUACUUCUCAUGCCCUUGAGGCAGUGUUAGUUUUGGUAGCUCACUGGUAUGUGGUAUGGAUCUAGGAAAGUGGAUCCAUAAUUCCCAUACCUAUACCUUUAGAACCCCAACCAUCCUUUUAUUCCUCAUUCUGUUUUUCUCAGGAGCAAUGACCUGAGGUUCCCCUGGCUCUCUCUCUAGCCUCUAUUCAGGUCUUUACACCUUGUUGUAGGAAUACAAUUUCAAUCAUGGUACUGCUUUCAUCAAAGAUUAAGAUGGAUCCAGCUAACUCCAACAUAGCUCUUCUUUAACCACAAAAAAAUUCCUCAUUCUUUUUAUAACUUCAUAUGACUCUAUUUUCUAGAUUUACCAUAAUUUAUAUGAGCCUUUUAUAUUUACAAAAAAUAACUUUAUGCCUAUGCUUUUAAAAAUUUCUGCCAGUGUAUCUGACACACAGAAAUCUGGGAAUUGCCUUUACCUGGCAAAGUGUAUGUACACACGUAGUGUGGCUAUAUCGGCGAAUUUCCUCCAAGCGUACUGUACCAUGCUGUACUCCCAGUAGCAAUAUAUGAGGGUUCUUGUUUCCCCACAGCCACAUCAACAAUAUUUGUCAUCAGUCAUUUGGAAUUUUGCUUAUAUAAUAGGUUAAAAAUCAUAAUUAGAUUUUAAUUUGAAAGAAAUAAAUUUGAAAAAUACAGAGGAAAUAGGCAUGCAUUCCAUUUAGACUUCUGAGUUCAUAGUUUAGAUGAUUAGCAGUUGAGGAUGUCUUGUACUAUAUUUCCUCUACCUGAAAGGUUCUUUUGAGCUUCAUGUUAACCAGAUCCAUUUCUUUCAUGGCCCCACCCCAGUCUCUCAAGCAGCAUAAAUUAUUCUCUCCUACAUGCAUCUAUUCCAAAUUUGUCAAAAGAUAAGUUCAUUUCUGUAUAUAAUAUACUGUAAUUGUUUCUGCAUUCCCCCAUUGUACCUGUAACUCCUUGAAAAUGAGAGCUGCACAGGUGUUUAAUAUGACACAAGUGUUCCUGAAAACCAUCUCUUCUGCAAAAUUCACACUAAAAAUACGACGGGGAGAGAGGGUUAGGGCAGACCACUCAAAAUACAUGUGACAUUGAGGUCAGAGUAGUAACAGAAAGAAUAGUUGGAACCUGGAGAGACAACAGAGAUGGUCUAGGCACACAGCUCAGUGAUGCUAGCGAUCAUUCAACAAGCAUGAUAACAUAGGACGAAAUUGCCAACAGUGGAGGGGGAGGGAGUGGGAUGGAUGGAGAAUUUGGGGUUAAUAGGUGCAAACUAU
Messenger RNA from Sus scrofa (pig), 6382 nucleotides. The record is from RefSeq and is a predicted model, not a curated record. Lineage: Eukaryota; Metazoa; Chordata; Mammalia; Artiodactyla; Suidae.